AAAAGACGAGAAUGCUUUAGCAGCGUUGAAAAAAUCAAAAUAUUAAAAGAUUAAGGAUUCUGAUAUGUCUAUUGAUGAAGCGGGUUUAUUAAGGGUUCAGGAAUUAAUUGAAGAAAGUUAUAAAAAUCUAGAAGAUACAAGUAUUCAACAAAAGGCAUUUCAAGAAUCUUUAAAAUAUCUUGGAGGACUUGGUGAAGAUGAACAUUGGUUUUGUACUAAUAAAUUGGAUGCAUUAAUUAAGGAAUCGUUACAGUUGUUUAUGUUUUCAAAGAGUGAUGCUUUAUUGUGGUUAAAGACGAAGAUUAGAGUUCAACUUGGAAGAUGUUAUUCAUGUAUUAAGCAUUAUCAUAUUUUGAAAGAUGAGAUUGAAACAUCCUAUGAAGGGCAUGAAUAG
This is a messenger RNA of Pneumocystis murina B123, 394 nucleotides long. RefSeq lists its product as hypothetical. The coding region runs from base 65 to 394 and encodes 109 amino acids. The record is from RefSeq and is a predicted model, not a curated record. Lineage: Eukaryota; Fungi; Ascomycota; Pneumocystomycetes; Pneumocystales; Pneumocystaceae. The transcript is spliced from 2 exons.